UCAUUUCCCCCUCCAGUUCCCGUUCGUCCACAAACACAGCGGGAACCCUGUCUGUAGGCGCAGCCGCACCUAUACCCUAAUCCAGCGACCAAAGCAAAUGCACGAUACAGCUUUACGGAAAAGACAGCCUACCGGUGAAACUUUUUGGGGGAGAAGAGGUGGAAACACUCUGAGGGGAACGGAGGGGAGGGACCAAGUGCGUUGAUGGAGUGAGAGACUGGGUUUCUAAUGCGCAUUAUGUCCUCAACAUUCUCUAUCUGACCUUCUCUCUCGUUCUGACGGAUGAUGUAAUUGUUAUCUAGGAAGACUAUCAAGGGUGAACCCUUGACUGCUAAAAGCAGUAAUAUUUUCCAUUUUCAAUCAUCAACUACGGUGAAUCGGCUUCACGCAUCUCUCCAUCGUCUCUCCGGUCUCCUGCGGGACGGGUGGCGAGAGGGUUGGGGGUGACGGGUGUUGGAGCUUUAGUGACAGUAUAUUGCUGCAUUUCGGUGAUUUCUAACGGUGCAGUCAUGUGGCAAAGAAUUGUGAUUUGCUGCAUGCUGCUUGCGCUCUGUUCAGCGGCACCGCCUGCUCACAUCAACCGUCUGGCACUGUUCCCUGACAAGAGCGCUUGGUGCGAGGCCAAGAACAUCACACAGAUAGUUGGGCACACUGGCUGCCAACCUCGUUCCAUCCAAAACAGGGCGUGUCUGGGGCAGUGCUUCAGCUACAGCGUCCCCAACACCUUUCCCCAGUCCACGGAGUCCCUGGUGCACUGUGACUCCUGCAUGCCCGCCCAGACACAGUGGGAGGUGGUGACACUGGAGUGCCCGGGCAGUGAGGACACCCCUCGUGUGGAUAAGCUGGUGGAGCGGAUCAUCCACUGCAGCUGCCAGUCCUGCAGUAAGGAGGGGGCCCAGGAUGGGGCAGUGAUGCAGCUUUACCCAUCAGAGGGUGUCCAGGACCCACCGCCUCUCCAACCAGAGAGUCACCACACCGGCACACACCCUCAUCCCCACACAGACACACACCCUCAUCCCCACACAGACACACACCCUCAUCCCCACACAGACACACACUCUCAGCACGUUCACACAGAGCCGCGCCCGCACACACACACAUCUGACGGAGGGUAGGUCGCCCGACAGCCGCUGAUGCUCUUCCUCUCUCUCUCAUCUUCUCUUUCUCUUUAUCCGUUCCUGAUUCUUCACCCUUUCAGUAUUGUUUUCGUCACACAAUCGCAGUACUUGAUAUAAUUUUCCUUUUCUUUCGUUCAACCUAUCUUUGUUCAUUCACCACCUUCAAAGCACUUUGAAAGUAUAACUUUAUAUAAAAAUGCUUAUAAAAGCACAUGCACACAUGUUCAGUCAUGAUGUACUAUUCACAAAACGACUACAGUAUUGUACACCUGCUUAUCUACAGCAUCUUCAGUAAGUAUUCAGACCCCUUCACUUUCUCCACAUUUUGUAGAGUUAUAUACUUUAUUUGUAAUUGGUUCAUUAUUCUUUUAUGAUUAAUCUACCGGGAAUAUAACCCGUAAUGACAAAGCCAAAGUAUGUUUUUUCACAUACGAAAUUGAACUCAGAUGCAUAAUAUAUCCAUUCAUCAUCCUUGAGCUGUCUCUGCAACUUGAUUGGAAUCCACCUUGGGCAAAUUCAAUUGAUUGGAUAUAAUUUAGAAAAGGCACACAUCUGUAUAUAGAGGGUCCCACCCCUCACAGUGGAAGUUAGAGCAAAAUCCACACAAUGAAGUCCAACAAACUCAGUUUCCUCCGAGAUAAAAUAAAGCAUGGAAAGUUCACCGGAGCAUGGUGAGCUCCAUCAUGGUGAAAUAACCAGGCGAGAAGGGCCUUUGUCAGGGAGGUGACCAAGAACCCAAUGUCACCUCUAACAGAGCUUAAGUUUCUCUGCAGAGAUGGGAGGAUCUGACAAUAGAACCAUUUCUACAGCAAUGCAUCAAUCAGGCCUUUUUGUUAGAGUGGGUAAAUGGAAGCCACUCCUCAGUAAAAGGCUUAUGACAUGCCAUCUGAAGGACUCAGCAUGAGGAAAAAGAUGAUCUGGUCUGAUGAGACUAAAAUCAAGCUAUUAGGCCUCAAUGCCAAAGCAGUAUGUCUGGCAAGGUACCACCCAUCACCUGGCUAAUACCAUCCCUAUGAUGAAGCAUGGUUGUGGAACUAGGAAAAGUCCCACUACCACAUCUCAGAGGCAGGGACUAGGAAACAAUCCAGAGUACACAGGACCUCAGACUGGGAUGAAGAUUAAUCUUUCCUUAUGACAAUGAUCUGAAGCACACAGCCAAGAAAAUACUGGAGUGACUUCAACACAAGUCUCUGAAGUGUCCUUGAGUGGCCCAGCCAAAGCCCAGACUUGAACUCUAUUGAACAUUUAUGGGGAGACCUGAAGAUCACAGUUCACAGACAUUCCUCAUCCAAUCUGACAGAGUUUGAGAGGAUCUACAAAGAACAAUGGGAGAAACUCCCAAAAUCCAGUUGUGCCAAGCUGGUAAAUGAAGUAUAUAACAUAACAAAAUAUAGAAAAGUUAAGGGGUCGAAACAUUUUUCAAAAGCACUACACUAUUUUAAUUUAACUUCACUGAUUUAGGAUAACAAAUAUCACAAUACUACAUAGACAUGCAGGCAUGCAUUGGGAUUUGACUAUGGAUCUUACAAGCUAUAGUCUUUUUGUUAAUCUGUCCUGAUAGAAACUAACUAACAAACAAAUAAAUUGUAGAUCUAAAAUACAA
Molecule: messenger RNA, 2721 nt
Organism: Esox lucius (northern pike)
Lineage: Eukaryota; Metazoa; Chordata; Actinopteri; Esociformes; Esocidae
Gene: nbl1
Product: NBL1, DAN family BMP antagonist
Exons: 4
Coding region: 510-1115 (201 amino acids)
Biological process (GO): animal organ morphogenesis
Molecular function (GO): BMP binding; receptor ligand activity
Source: RefSeq, a predicted model, not a curated record